Molecule: messenger RNA, 423 nt
Organism: Tetrahymena thermophila SB210
Lineage: Eukaryota; Ciliophora; Oligohymenophorea; Hymenostomatida; Tetrahymenidae
Product: transmembrane protein, putative
Exons: 1
Source: RefSeq, a predicted model, not a curated record
AUGUCUGAUUAUGAUCGUACUCGUGAAAACUCCGUUCAUGGAGAUAAGGAAAUUUAGCUAUAAACCCUUCAAAAAAAAUAUGAGCAGAUGGCCGUUGAUCACGAAUAGGCUGAAGAAAGGGAAUAAUAGCAUGAACAAAAUAUAGAAAACGAAGCUAAUUUGAUGCCUAUUCCUAUUAAAAUUAUUGGAAUUUGCUUGAUAUUACUAUUUAGUGGUGUUGUUCUCUUCACCAUUGGUUUAGUUGAUAUUCUCUAAGAAGAAUCUAAGACUGGAAGGGAUGUUUCUCUUCUUAUUAUUGGAGUUAUACUCUUGAUCCCUGGUCUUUAUUACACAUUCUAAUUAAUCAGUGCUUGCUUUGCUAGAACAAGAUCAGAAAGACAAUAAAUAUUAAAUGAAUUCCCCAUAGAUUACAUGAACGAUUGA